AUGGCUCCCAUUUCCAAUCUUCCCGGCUCGGUCAUCGUCGACCGUCAAUACAGCUACCCCCCUUGUCCGCCCGAUUCGCACAUGACGGAGCGCGGAUGUUCAGGGUUCGAAGAGAGCUGGCCUUGGACCUACGACCCUUCGACUACCCUCCAGCCCGAAACCGGGUUCCAGCCCGAAGGGACUGAAACCGAAUGGCACGACCCAUCCACCUCGACCCAGUCCGAACCGGAGCCCGUUUGGCACGACCCUUCCCAGGACGAUGCCGGUGGGCCUUGGGUCGGUAGCACGCCUAUCAAGGUCGAGUCGGACUACAAGCUCGCCGGUGUACCCGUCUUUGUGUGGGUCAUGCUGUUCACCGCAAUCGUCGCCGCAGCCUGUGUCGCCUUCUUCUUCUUUGCGAGAUACUUGUACCGUCAGGAUCAAGCUAUCAAGGCCGCAAAGGCAGAGGAAGCCGCCGCGGCCGGGGAGGCGCCUGCUGAGCCAGAAGAACCCAAAGCAGAAGAAGCCGCCGCCGAAGGGGAGCCUGCUCCAGAGGAACCCGCACCUGAAGAACCUGUUCCCGAAGCUCCUCCUGCACCUGAGCCUGAGCCCGAAAAGACUCCCUUGAUGGCACAGGUCGAGGCGGACAUCAAGGCGCUCCAGGAAACCCCUUCGCUGCCUGCGCUUUGGUACGCUUACGGAAACUUGACUGCGCGGAUCGACAACCACCCAAAGCCCAUCACCUUCGACGACGUGGUUCGAUCCAUCCGACACCCAUAA
This is a messenger RNA of Filobasidium floriforme, 759 nucleotides long. RefSeq lists its product as uncharacterized. The transcript has 3 exons. The coding region runs from base 1 to 759 and encodes 252 amino acids. The record is from RefSeq and is a predicted model, not a curated record. Lineage: Eukaryota; Fungi; Basidiomycota; Tremellomycetes; Filobasidiales; Filobasidiaceae.